Messenger RNA from Besnoitia besnoiti, 222 nucleotides. Its product is annotated as putative TIM10 family protein. The record is from RefSeq and is a predicted model, not a curated record. Gene Ontology annotation, biological process: protein insertion into mitochondrial inner membrane. Gene Ontology annotation, cellular component: mitochondrial inner membrane. The transcript is spliced from 3 exons. The coding region runs from base 1 to 222 and encodes 73 amino acids. NCBI's taxonomy places the organism in Eukaryota, Apicomplexa, Conoidasida, Eucoccidiorida, Sarcocystidae.
AUGGAUCCUGUACAGGCGGCUGUGGUCGAGAUACUCGGAAUGGCAGACUUGUACAGGAGGAUUCAAGACACUUGCUGGACAAAGUGUAUUCCCAACGUGAAGGAGUCGACGUUGGACGCAGGGGAAAGCAGCUGUCUAGAUCGAUGCGUCAACAAGUAUACCGACGUUCAUGCUAUCGUCGGCAAGGAGCUUCAAGCAAACGCGCAAGAAAGUUCCGGAUGA